Molecule: messenger RNA, 3335 nt
Organism: Etheostoma spectabile (orangethroat darter)
Lineage: Eukaryota; Metazoa; Chordata; Actinopteri; Perciformes; Percidae
Gene: tesk1b
Product: testis associated actin remodelling kinase 1b
Exons: 10
Coding region: 535-2634 (699 amino acids)
Biological process (GO): protein phosphorylation; positive regulation of stress fiber assembly; actin cytoskeleton organization
Cellular component (GO): cytoplasm; nucleus
Molecular function (GO): ATP binding; protein serine/threonine kinase activity
Source: RefSeq, a predicted model, not a curated record
GCCGCAGCGUCACUGAGGCAGCUCUGUGCGCACUGGAAACCCAGAAUUCAAUUGGUGGAACCAGGAGGGAAGCCCCGGCCUUUUCUACUGCAGAAGGAGCAGUUUGAAAGAAACCGUGAGAGAGACGCCGCUGCCAAGACAGCAGCAGCAGCAGCAGUAGCAGUCUGCGCAGUUUAGAAAACGGCACAUCCCAAUCUGCUGCACGGCAUGAUGGACUUUACCAAAACUGCGUACUGACUCUGCAGGAUGCAACGCUGCAGCUUCGUAGUUCGUUAGACACAGAUAGAAACAAGCCCGUUCCGGACGUGUGCAGGAAUUUGACAGAGGAAUUAGGCCUAACCGGUCGCUGACCACAGCUGCGACAUUUGGUUUUCCCACUGAGAGUUCAUCCCUCCUCCCCUCUGGAGAGCCCUGCGCUGUGGCCUUGUAGCGGACAUGGGAAAUGUAAACAGUAGUCGGGCUGGAUUUUAAACUACACACACGUCUUACGUCCUCCUCUCGCCUCCACCUCCUUCUCCUCCCGGGGCGCCCGAGAUGGAGACGGAGAGGGUCGAGCCGGAGCAGCAGGGAGAGGCAGAGCCGCCCAUGCACAGCGUCCACGGAACCAACCGGAUCAGACCGUCCUCUUACCGGGCCCUGCGCAGCGCCGUGUCCAGCCUGGCCCGUCUAGAUGACUUCAACUGCGAGAAGAUCGGCGCGGGGUUCUUCUCUGAGGUGUUCAAGGUGCAGCAUCGUGUGUCGGGUCAGGUAAUGGCUCUGAAGAUGAACAUCCUGGCCAGCAACAGAGCCAACAUGCUCAGGGAGGUCCAGCUCAUGAACCGACUGGCGCACCCCAACAUACUCAGGUUUAUAGGAGUGUGUGUCCACGAGGGGCAGCUCCACGCCCUCACAGAGUACAUCAACGGUGGUAACUUGGAGCAGCUGUUGGGGAGUGACAUGUACCUGUCGUGGAGUGUGCGGAUGAUCCUGGCCCUGGACAUCGCCCGGGGACUGCAGUACCUGCACAGCAAGGGCAUCUUCCACAGGGACCUCACCUCCAAGAACUGCCUGGUGCGCUGGGAGGGCUGUGUGUGCUCAGCCGUGGUGGGAGACUUUGGCCUGGCGGAGAAAAUACCAGAUUACAGUGAGGAGGAACAGGAGCCUCUGGCGGUCGUCGGCUCUCCCUACUGGAUGGCCCCGGAGGUGCUCAGAGGAGAGGUGUAUAAUGAGAAGGUGGAUGUGUUUGCAUACGGGAUCAUCUUGUGUGAGAUCAUUGCGAGGAUACAGGCCGACCCCGACAUCCUACCACGCACUGAGGACUUUGGUUUGGAUGUGGACACCUUUCAACAGAUGGUGGGAGAUUGUCCUCCUGACUUCCUGGAACUGGCCAUUGCCUGCUGUAAUAUGAAUUCAAAGCUCCGUCCAUCCUUUUCCCAAAUUGUGGUGGAGCUGGAGAGGAGACAGGCUGAGAGGAAACAUAAGGAUGGACCAUCAGUCAAAGCCGUUUCUCCAGUCAUUGGUCCUCUACGAAGACGAUCCCUCUGCCUCCUGUCAGAUCCUCGACUCUCCCGUAGCAAAUCCGACAUGCUCCACCCCCCAAACAUGUCCCCCUCUGUUACUAUGGCAAUUCCUGCUCGGGUCAACCCCUUCUCUCAGAGGGAGGACCUCAAGGGAGGCAAGAUCAAGCUGUUCGACACUCCAAGCAAGUCUGUCAUCUCCCUUACCUUCACCCUGCCUCCUCCACCUGACUGCGACGACCCCUCUGUCUCCGAGUCUGACAGCGGUGAGGUACCAAGGAGGCACAGGCGCUGCCACUCGCUGCCUUGUACGCCUCCUCCGCACCUCACAUCAGCGCCGAACACAAUCCUUACAGAGCAGGAGUCCAUGUCUAAGGUAGACUCUGUAAAUGGAGAGACAAACCGAGUGAGUGAAGAAGAGAGCUUGUUAGGAGAAGAGAAGGCAGCUAGGGAAGGGAAUGGAACUGAUUCAGGCCUUCCUCUUUCCAUUGAACCCCUGUCGCUGGACCAAGAGGAGGAGGAGGAGGAGGAGGAGGAGAAGGAGAACAACGAGGAGGAGGAGCCCAUGGACUGUACCAGCUCCCCAGACACACAAGACAGCACGUCAUCUCCUUAUUCCAAACUCUCCUUUCCUCCGUCUGACUCCUCAACUCCCAUCCAACCCUCCACUCCUCCCUUCUCAAAUGGCUGGGGGUCGGCCAUCUCCAACGGGCCUCCAUGCUUACCUCCCCUCUCUCAUUUGGACAACAACAACGUGGUCAUUGGUCGACCCUUGGCAUGGAGCGCUGCCACCACCACCACCAGUGCUCCCACAACAACCAACAACAACAACGGCUACCACUUCCCUCCCAGCGACCCCGCUGGAUCGUCCCCAUUUGGCUCUGGCAGCGGACACUCUCUGGACCAGGAGGAAGUCCUCUCCUGUCCUGGCUGCUGCCUUGCUGGCCUUCGCUUUCCCUCAAUGUGUCCCCGAGCUCCACCACGCAGAAACCCCUACAAGAACUUGAACGGGGACCAUGCAGCUUCACGUGGGCUGCUUUGUCCGGGACCCAAGGGCCUGCCACCCUCCCCUACCCCCACGACCACCACCACCACCAACCUGGAGCCAGGACUCGCUUUGCCGGGGGCACAGACAUAAACCUCAACACCAAACGCAAACCGAAAAGAUUUGUGUAAACUCUGCACCAAAAGCUCAUCCCUGGAAAUUAAGUGGGUCUUGGAAGAAUUUGCACAUAUUUUAAUGCAGCAAUACCCUGCUUAUUUUCCAGACAAUCUUUUUGGUGCAAAACAGUUUACUAAAACACACUCCAGGCUGACUUUCUCCGUGAAAGCUGUAGGACAAGGUGCUGGUGACUUGUUGCACGUCGCCCUCUGCUGGGCUGAGGGCGACAUGUAGAUCUGACUGAUCUAUGUCAAGAGCAUGGAAACACUCCAGUUUGGGGUCCAGUCGGUUGGAUCCUCUAAAUGUGCAGAUGUAAAGAUUCGUAUGACUGAUAAUAUUGAUGAUGAUGUUCAAAUGAGGUGUGUGUGUGUGUGUGUGUGUGUGUGUGUGUGUGUGUGUGUGUGUGUGUGUGUGUGUGUGUGUGUGUGUGUGUGUGUGUGUGUGUGUGUGUGUGUGUGUGUGUGUGUGUGUGUGUGUGUGUGUGUGUGUGUGUGUGCGCUGUUUUUUGUUGCUGUGUGAUCUCUAUUGGCCCUUCUGGUUGCCUGGUUAAGCACUUCAACUGUAUUACUGAAACUAUUGAUGUUAUUACUUUUGGGAAUGAAUGGUCAAAGACCUGUAUAAGAGAUGUACAGAUUCUUAUUAUUUAAAGAAUGCAUUGAAUAAAAAAGAUAGAAUGC